This is a messenger RNA of Ectocarpus siliculosus, 682 nucleotides long. The record is from the annotation of a GenBank genome assembly. Lineage: Eukaryota; Phaeophyceae; Ectocarpales; Ectocarpaceae.
AUGGCUUCUUCGUCGUGUCUCAAGAUGCUCGCGGGCCUGACGAUGGCUGCUUCAACCCGAGGCCAUCUCACUAUGACGAAGGUUGGAGGGUUUGCUAGCACGAACGAGGAUCCUCUGGAAAUCGUCGUAGCAGGAAAGAACAACGUAAGUGAGCGUCUGUCGGGAUGUAUCCACUGUUGUUGACCUUGCUCUCUCUGUCUCCAUAGGGUUUACAAGGGGUGCUUCGCCCGCCCCCCUCUCGGGGGGGGCGGUCUCGCGUAUUCACCCGCCGUUAUUUUGUAGGUGCACAUAUUUUGUAGGUAGGUGCACUGCUGAAAAUAAUGGGAGUUUGAACUUUGUUGACAACAUCAGGCAUGCAUGUGGUGUGAGUAGAUCGAGGAUCGGAUGUGUGUGGUAUUUUUUUUUUUUUUGUUCUUCACUUGAAAUCAGCGCUCACAGCACUACUUACUAUUAGUGCCGUUUAUUCCAACCCGUGGUCACACAGAAGAGCCUCUCUCUACUACCCUCCCCUCCUGCGGUACUUCGUCUUCAAUUUUUAAUGCGAGAAGAGUUCAGCACUCUCUUGCCUCUGUGUACACACGAACUAGCGCUAUCCACUUGGUCAGGAGCGGAAGCGAGAGAAAAACUCACUUUGCAAGAAAAGCUCGCCUACGCCGGGAUUCGAACCCCUGACCUGACCUCU